AUGACACAUCUCACCACCUUAUCAAUCAUCAUCGCCAGUGGCGGCCGAUAUGAACUCCACAAAGACAUGAUAGGCUCGAUAUUAGCAGCCUUGCCAGAGUCCUGCAUCAACCUAGAACUUGAUCUGGAUCCUGUCAAUAUUGAAUCCAAAGGUCCCGGAUCGGCUCAUAUAUGCGAGAUGAUUUCUCCGCACCUGUCCCGGCUGCACCACCUCCGUCUGGAAAUUGGAACGAUCUGUCCGGCCCUUUUCGGGGAUCACUUUGCCAUAGACGGAUCACUCCAGCGUGAGAAUCCUCCUCCUCUUUCUCAUUACUAUUACCCCGCUCUUCAGACCUUCAUCAUCAACUGCAAUUUCUGGGGCAGUGCCCUGACCUGCAAUAUCAAUGGCGCCACCGCGGCGAGUGAAGCCUUACCACCGGCGCGGGUAGCAUUGGUGCAAUGCCUAAGACACCUGUUUCUACGCGGCAGCUUCCCGCGGAUCCGACGUCUCUGGCUUCUCGACGGUCAACUCAACGAUAACAACGACGAGUCAGUCUACGCCGCCUGGAACCGCAGGGAUAUUGUCAAUAACAAGACCUGGGCAAUACCCUGGAUCGAUGUAAAGGGACCAACGCCUAUGAGCUUCUAUUCCGUUAUUCGAACCCCCGAGGGCCGCGAAUUGGUCACUCCCUCACAAUAUAGAUCGGUCUUUGCCGAGGAUCAAACGUGGAAAGAGACUACGUUGGGAUCCCGGUUUCCGGCUGCGGUUUUGGCGGAUCGGGGAGAUUUUAUCGUUCGGGAUCCACCGGCCCUCAGUGUUUCCGAGUACCGGUCCAUGUAUAAGGGAAGUUGUUUGGCGUGGAGACAUGAGCAGAUAACGGGCAGGAAACUCCUGUGGGCCACGGAGAGAGAGGGUCUGGUCGACCGGUCACCGUUGCAUGAGAUUACGCCUCCGGGAUGGAGAAGAGGGAUAUGUGGCUUCUAUCCUGAUAAUGGAUCUACUGACACCCAGGAGACAGACAUUAAUCUAAAUACCAUCGAACAUGCUCGAGGUCCGAAUUUCUUCUGGGAAAGCGAGCCGAGUCUGUAUCCCCUCUACAUUGCCGUGAGCGAGUACCUCAAGAUCAAACCGCGCAUUCAGGUGCUCAACGAACGAUGUGGCGUUUUUCUUGUUCUGGCCGAGAUCCUGUCCGACUCGAUAGCGGACAACCAAACCUCGUGUAAGUUCAUGCGAUUCGGUUGA
This is a messenger RNA of Aspergillus viridinutans, 1221 nucleotides long. RefSeq lists its product as uncharacterized. The record is from RefSeq and is a predicted model, not a curated record. The transcript is spliced from 2 exons. Lineage: Eukaryota; Fungi; Ascomycota; Eurotiomycetes; Eurotiales; Aspergillaceae. The coding region runs from base 1 to 1221 and encodes 406 amino acids.